Molecule: messenger RNA, 402 nt
Organism: Triticum turgidum subsp. durum (durum wheat)
Lineage: Eukaryota; Viridiplantae; Streptophyta; Magnoliopsida; Poales; Poaceae
Source: the annotation of a GenBank genome assembly
AUGGGGCGCCGCCGCCAUGUCGUCGUCCUCCUCCUCCUCCUGCUCCUCUUGCAGCUGGUUCCCCGGAUCCUCGCCUCCACCGCCGCCACCCACGGCAAUGCAGAGGCCGCCAUUACCAAGGAGGAAGGGGGCAGCGUGGGGGCCAUGAUGCAGCAGACGCUGGGUUCCCGGCCGCCGAGCUGCGAGGGGCAGUGCCAGUGGGCGUGCGGCGGCCGCCGGUGCGAGGCCGUGCAGGUGCCCGUCGCUCCGCGCGACCUGGGGCAGCAGCUGAAGAAUAGGAAGAAGGAGAAGCGGGCAUCGCCGGCGGCAGGGCGAGGAGGGGGCGCGCUGCUGCCGUCCUCGUACGACGAGCACUCCAACUACAAGCCGCUCGGCUGGAGAUGCAAGUGCCUCCACUCCUAG